This is a messenger RNA of Marasmius oreades (fairy-ring Marasmius), 757 nucleotides long. It is a transcript of the gene MOB1B, whose product is annotated as MOB kinase activator 1B. The transcript is spliced from 10 exons. The record is from RefSeq and is a predicted model, not a curated record. Gene Ontology annotation, molecular function: protein kinase activator activity. NCBI's taxonomy places the organism in Eukaryota, Fungi, Basidiomycota, Agaricomycetes, Agaricales, Marasmiaceae. Gene Ontology annotation, cellular component: nucleus; cytoplasm. Bases 44 to 700 code for a protein of 218 amino acids. Gene Ontology annotation, biological process: cell division; signal transduction; positive regulation of protein phosphorylation.
AGCUGAACGUCCGCUUCAGAUCAUUGACAUCGACCUGUUCGAAAUGUCCUCAUUCUUCGGAUUAGGCAAGACUCGAACCUUCAAACCUCGUAAGGAUGUCCCCGAAGGAACAAAGCAGUAUCAACUCAGAAAAUACGCCGAGGCCACUCUGGGAUCCGGAAAUCUAAGGUUAGCAGUACAACUACCAGACGGCGAGGACACAAACGAAUGGCUAGCAGUUCACGCGGUCGAUUUCUUCAAUCAUCUCAAUAUGCUUUAUGGGACCGUAACAGAGUUCUGUACGAGGCAGGAGUGUCCGAUCAUGUCUGCAGGCCCCAGAUAUGAAUACCUCUGGGAAGAUGGUGUCAAGUACAAGCGACCAACAAAGUUACCAGCCCCUGAAUACGUCGAUGCACUCAUGAACUGGGUCCAAAACCUAUUAGAAGACGAAGCUGUAUUUCCGAAUAAAAUUGGUGUACCCUUCCCAAAGAAUUUCAGGGACACCGUACGGACGAUUGUUCGUCGGUUGUUCAGAGUAUAUGCGCACAUAUACAGCAGCCAUUUCGAUCAUAUAUGUGCGUUGGGUAUUGAAGCUCAUCUGAAUACGAGCUACAAGCAUUUCUUCCUGUUCAUACACGAGUUCGAUCUUGUGGACAAGAAAGAACUUGCACCUCUUGAUGAAUUGAACGAAGCCAUUCUGGCCGAAGAGAAAUCUCGUUGAUUCAGCUUCUCCCUAUACCAUUCGUGUCUUCUUGACGGGGAAUGCCAUUAUUCGUGU